UGCUCCAUUUUUCAACUUAAAGCGAUUAUUUGCAUCACAAGAAACAAACGCCACGCUAAACUACUACCCCUUUAAGUUCUCAGAACCCCUUUGGUACCAAAUUUGCUCUAUACCAACCUAAUACAGAUUCUAAACUUGUCAAGUCCUAAACCAAUAAUUACGACCAGGCAGCAGCAAGGGAAGGGCAUGUCCAUGCUCAGCAUGUUGAGGCUAGUGUUGGCCUUGUCUGUUUUGAGUUGUGCGCUUGUAACAUCCUCAGCUCAAACGUGUAGAAACCAAACAUUCUCAAACAGGGUGUUUACCACAUGUCGUGAUCUCCCACAGUUGACAGCAUAUCUACACUGGACAUAUGACCAGGCGAGUGGCAAGUUGGAGAUAGCAUUCAAACAUGCUGGAAUCACCUCAACGAAUAGAUGGGUCGCUUGGGCCAUCAAUCCCAGAAACACUCUUGACCCGGCCAUGAUUGGGGCCCAAGCCCUGGUGGCUAUUCCGCAGUCAAAUGGAAGCCCAAGAGCGUAUACUUCGUCCAUCGCCAACACCGCCACACAGUUGGAAGAGGGAAACAUCAGUUAUCCCGUGGAGGGGUUGAGUGCCACGUAUCAGAACAACGAGGUCACCAUUUUUGCCACUCUCACCCUUCCUAACGGCACCACCUCUUUGGUACACGUCUGGCAAGAUGGCCCUCUCUCUGGUUCCACCCCUCAAGAGCAUAGCCAUGAGACUUCCCACCAAAACUCCAAGGAAACGUUGAAUCUUCUCUCUGGUUCCUCCACUCAGGCUACCGGCAAUUCACGUCUAAAAAGAAGAAACACCCAUGGAGUGCUAAAUGCGGUGAGCUGGGGUAUAUUGAUGCCAACGGGUGCCAUAAUCGCAAGGUACUUGAAGGUGUUCAAAUCUGCAGACCCUGCUUGGUUUUAUCUUCAUGUCACGUGCCAAGCCUCGGCGUACAUAGUUGGUGUUUCUGGAUUUGGUACAGGUCUCAAACUUGGUAGUGACUCGAAGGGUGUUCAGUAUGACACUCACAGAACAAUUGGUAUUAUCCUCUUCUGCCUCGGAACUCUUCAGGUGUUUGCGCUGUUCUUGAGGCUCAACAAAGACCACAAAUACAGAGUGUACUGGAAUGCGUACCACCACUUUGUCGGAUACGCCACCAUAGGCCUCAGUAUAGCCAACGUAUUUAAAGGGUUCAAUACCUUGGAAAACUACGUUGGGGAUCGCUACGAUAGCUGGAGGAAUGCGUACAUUGGCAUUAUUGGAGCAUUGGGUGCCAUUGCUGUCCUUUUGGAAGCUUACACGUGGAUCAUAGUCUUGAAGAGGAGGAAGUCAGAGAACAAGAUGUCACACGGGGCAAAUGGUGUCAAUGGUUAUGGUUCUAGGCCACAACAGGUUUAGGAUGUGUAGCCAGAAAGACAGAUAGAUAUUGGUUUCUUUUGUUAUUUUCUGCCUUCUAUUUGUGUGUAUUUUGUUGUUGGACUCCUUUGUAUAUUUUCUUACAGAUGUUUGAAGUUAUUUAGGGGUGCUCCAGUUGCUCAGAGUCUCAGUUUUGAGGUAAUUCUUUCAUAGGAAAGUGACUUUCAGGUCUGGUUUUAUCCAUACUGUUACUACAGGGUAUACAUUGUAUUGGUUUCUGUUUCUUCAUAUUUGUAUUUAUUAUUUUAAUUAUUUUUUUCCUUGGGUCUUA
Cajanus cajan (pigeon pea) is the source of this 1681-nucleotide messenger RNA. RefSeq names its product cytochrome b561 and DOMON domain-containing protein At5g47530. NCBI's taxonomy places the organism in Eukaryota, Viridiplantae, Streptophyta, Magnoliopsida, Fabales, Fabaceae. The record is from RefSeq and is a predicted model, not a curated record.